Cherax quadricarinatus is the source of this 2122-nucleotide messenger RNA. Lineage: Eukaryota; Metazoa; Arthropoda; Malacostraca; Decapoda; Parastacidae. The record is from RefSeq and is a predicted model, not a curated record.
GGGUUGGAGGGAGGGUGAGAGCGUAGGGGGGAGGAGGGGGUUUGUAAGGGAGAAUGGUAGUGGUGGUUCUCAGUAAGGACGAAUUCAGUCACUUCUCGAGUGUAAUGGGUGGUGCACAUACACUUACUGCACUCGCUUCUACCCUGGAAAAAUUAAAUUUAGAUGAACAAGAAAAGGAUAAAGGUGCUUCCCACUAAUGUAAUAAUACAUAAGGGAAGCAACGCUGUAUGACCCUGUCAGGUUUAUUGACUAAUUUGACUAUUAUUUCGUAAUGGAAAUAUACAAAAUGAUAAUGAUUGUAUAAGUUAGUGGUAAUAGCGAAGCGAGCAAUGGUACGUAAGAUGCAAUAACGACGCCAGAAUUCAGGAACAGAAAUCACAGCAUCACCACAGCAUCGACACAGUCCUAUAGCAUAAAAACAAACAUCAUCAGCCAAGAAAUUGAUAGCCAUUAUCAGGAGAGGGAAAGGAAGGAUGGGGUGCGGGGUAAGUCGGCCUGGUGCUGCUAAUCACCCAGAUCAUGACAGAGAACUUUCCAACGGAACUGGCUCCAGGCCUCCGGUGACGGUGACUGACGAAGCCACAGAGAAACCAAAGACUGGUGAAGAAGGAGCCUUCGAGCUGCCAGAAUCCGACUUUGUCGAUGGUCGACUGGGAAUUGUUGAAGCAGAGACCAUAGAGCACCUUAGGAACAACCUGGCAGUGGAUGAACAUUACUGCGAUGAGGACUUCCCUGCAGAUAAUACAUCUCUCUUCUUCUCCAGUCGUGUUGAUCCCGAUGUUGAGUGGAAGAGGCCCUAUGUGAUGGACCAUAUUAGUGUAUGGGUAAUAUCCCCAUCCCCACUUGCUACUUAUCAUCACAGGUUGCAUGGAUCAUAUGAAGCGUUAGAGGGAGGUCAGAGCAUGGAUGCCCUGGUUGACAUGACAGGAGGCCUGGCUGAGAGGUACGACAUGGAAGACGUUCCAGAUAAGGAUAAUCUCUACAAACUCCUCCUGAAGUCCUCCAUGAAUGGUGCCUUCAUCACUGCAUCUAGGAAGGGAGACUGGCGUCUGGCAUACAAGACUGAUGAAAAUGGACUGGUGGAGGGUCAUGCCUAUACGGUCUCUGGCGUGGCCAGUGUUAUACACGAGAAGCUGGGUAUCGUGAGGCUUGUCCGUGUGAGGAACCCUUGGGCCAGUGGCGCCGAGUGGAAUGGUGACUGGUGUGACAGUGAUGACAAGUGGGAUGGGGUGUCAGUGUCACAACUGAGUAAAUUGGGACGGACCCAGCAGGAGGACGGAGAGUUCUGGAUGAGCUACCAAGACUGGUGUAAUCAGUUUGAGGAAGUCUCUGUUUGUACCAUUGGUCCUGACUUCGAUCACAAUGGUACAGUGGACCGCAUUGGUCAGGUUCAGGCCAUCAAGGGUGAGUGGGUGGUUGGUGUGAGCGCUGGAGGCAGCAGGAAUGACUUUGACAAAUUUGCAACCAACCCACAGUACCUGCUGACCAUUACUGACCCAGACACAGAGGAGAGUGGGGAGGGAAGGUGCAGCAUACUGGUGGGUCUGAUGCAAGAGCACAGACGCUCACAUAGGCACACCUCUGUUAAGAUGCUCCAGAUUGGCUUUGUCAUCUACAAGACUCAGCAUCCAAAGUGCCGUCUGUCACCUGCCCACUUCUGCCACAGCUAUGAGGAAGGCACCUCUGGUACCUACAUAAACUUUCGAGAAGUGCUGGCCCGCAUGGAACUUGAACCUGGCCACUAUGUCAUUAUUCCUGCCACCUUUCUCCCAGACUGUCCAGGACACUUCAUGGUCAGGGUAUAUUCCCCAAAGGCAUUCCAACUUAAGAAGAUUACCUAAUGUCUCACUUAGCUUCCAUUAGUGGAGGUCAUACAUGUAAAAAUUGAGCAUGAAAUUUAAAGGCCUUUGACUUAAAAAAUACUUAGAAUAAAACUGUGAAAGUGUUGGAAAUCAUUAAAUGGUAACUUACAAUUAACUUGAAGCCUUUGGUAUUAAUAUUGCUUAUUAUUUUUGUGGAGAAUUUAGACAAAUAUUACUUGUACAAAUUUACAGAAGCCUUAGACCUCAUUAAUACCAUAUGACUCAUGUGUGUUUGAAUAUAAUAAUUAUAAACUGUGUAU